GACUAAUGAUAAGAACAAUUUUAGUAAAGAUCAUGAUCCUGAAGGCCAAAAUUAUGAUGACUCUGCCAUUUUUAAUCAAGGACUUAUGAGCAAGAGUGCUGAAGUUUGGAGCUUUUACAUUUUCGUUCUCGCUCACGAGAGCAUUCUUAUUCAUGAUAUUCUCGUUCUCGUUUACAAUGACGUUCCUAUUCAUGACAUUCUUCCUAACAGCCACAAAACACUUUUAUUCAGAUCAGAUUAUAAAGCAGCGGCAUUUGUUGCUGAACAACCAGAACUUUUAAAAAUCGCAAACCAAAUAGCUCAUUAUGAUGAUUAUAAAAUUGCUGCCAAUGCUGCAUUUCGAUUCUAUAGAGAUGCACUUCGAAGUGGUCUCAGAAAAAUUGCUGAAUAUUUUAUUAAUGAUUUUAAAGUUGGGUAUUCUUCUCAAAUUGAAAAAGUCGAUGUUAAAACUUAUCUUCAAAAAGAGACGUGGCAAUCCUUUCUUAAUCAUUUCUACGAGGUGAUCGAUAAGGAAGCAACGCUUACGACUAAAUUUAAAAGGACAUGGUAUACAUUUAUGUUAAAAUGUUUGAUGAGAAUAAUUAAAGAAAUGUUGGAUGAAGAAAAAAAGCUUGUUAGAAUCACGGAUUUGGAUCGUCUUACUAUGAACUAUGAUCUAUAUGACUUUGGAGGUAUAUUGAACCUCAACGAUGUUGAUUUUAAGGCGUUUCUAAAUAAAGAUUUGGAUAAUAAAGGGAAAGAAAAUAAGAAUUAG
Dentiscutata erythropus is the source of this 754-nucleotide messenger RNA. The record is from the annotation of a GenBank genome assembly. Lineage: Eukaryota; Fungi; Glomeromycota; Glomeromycetes; Diversisporales; Gigasporaceae.